GGUAGUUGUUCUAGAAACAUUGUAUGAAUACACGAAAGAAAUGUAGACCAAAUUUCAUUGGCCCCCAAUCUUUUGGGGGUUUCCGACAUAUUUUUUUCUUCAUGCUGCUUGAAAUCACACGAUUUGAAGCUGUAAACAUCAAAUUUAUUGAGGAAAGGGUCCUCUUCUUCUUCUUCAACACCUAAAAAGUCUUCUUGACCACCACCACCACCGCCACCCCUCUUUCCACCAAUCUACCACACAAUUUCCUCCACCAUUUUUUUAUUAUUUCCCACAUUCUUCAUUUCAUAUUAAAGAUUGAUUUUUGACAAAAACCCACAUCAAAUAUUUGAUUUUUCAUUCGUUUUGAUUGAUAGGUUACAUGUGUAUCUGUUUUUUUUUCACCUGCUUGCAUUCUUGAUUUCAUAAUUAGCUGAAAUUCUGAAGAAAGAAUUGAUUUUUAACACAAACCCAUGUCAAAGAUUUGAUUUUAACACAAACCCAUAUCACAUAUUUGAUUUUUAACACAAACACUUAUCAAAUACUUGAUUUUUAACUCAAACCCAUAUCAAAGAUUUGAUUUUUCAUUCAUUUUGGUCCAUAGAUCAUAUGGGUAUAUGUUUUUUUCACCUGCCUCAGCUGCCUGCAUUCUUGAUUUCAUAAAUAGGUGAAACACUGAAGAAAGUUUUCAUUUUUAACCAAAAAACUUGAUCAAAGAUUCAAUUUUUAAUCCAUUCUGAUCAAAAGACGAGAUGGGUAUCUGUUUUUCGACCACAAAGAUUAGUGGGUUCAGCAGCACGACCCCCUCGGUUGACGGUGGCACCACCCCGUGUGAAAAGCAGCCUCCUGGCAAGCAUGAUGGAGGUGGGUGUAAUGUCAAUUUGAUUGUGAAAAAAGAUCAGAAGAGGGAUCCGCGUCAAAAACAGAAUAACUACUAUAAUCAACAUAAAGCGAAGGUCCGGGCUGCGCCUAAACGACAGCAAAAGGUGAUUCCUUGUGGGAAAAGAACGGAUUUCGGGUAUCUUAAGGACUUUUAUGAACGGUAUACCACUGGAAAGUUGUUGGGGCAUGGUCAGUUUGGGUAUACGUAUGCUGCGGUUGAUAAAGCAAAUGGAGAUCGUGUUGCUGUCAAGAAAAUUGAUAAGAAUAAGAUGGUUCUUCCGAUUGCUGUUGAAGAUGUUAAACGAGAAGUCAAAAUCUUACAAGCGUUAAACGGUCACGAGAAUGUAGUUACAUUCUACAAUGCAUUUGAAGAUGAUUCCUUUGUAUAUAUUGUCAUGGAGUUAUGCGAGGGUGGUGAGUUGCUGGACCGGAUUCUGUCAAAGAAAGAAAGCCGUUACACAGAGAAAGACGCAGCAAUCGUUGUAAGGCAGAUGUUGAAAGUUGCAGCCGAAUGUCAUUUACAUGGUUUGGUACAUCGCGACAUGAAACCCGAGAACUUUCUUUUCAAAUCCCCGAAAGAAGAUUCGCCCUUGAAGGCUACGGAUUUUGGUCUAUCAGACUUUAUACGACCCGGAAGGAGGUUUACAGAUAUUGUUGGUAGUGCUUAUUAUGUUGCCCCUGAAGUAUUAAAGCGUAGAUCGGGCCCGGAAUCCGAUGUUUGGAGUAUUGGAGUGAUCACAUACAUUCUUUUGUGUGGGCGAAGACCCUUUUGGGAUAGAACCGAAGAUGGCAUUUUUAGAGAAGUGUUAAGAAAUAAGCCGGAUUUUAGGCGCAAACCAUGGCCCAGUAUUAGCAAUAGUGCUAAAGAUUUUGUAAGGAAAUUACUCGUGAAAAAUCCGCGAGCAAGACUCACCGCCGCACAGGCCCUAUCACAUCCAUGGGUUAGAGAAAAUGGAAAUGCUUCUAUGAUUCCUCUUGAUAUUUCUGUUCUAUCCAACAUGCGCGAGUUUGUGAAAUAUAGUCGCCUAAAACAAAUUGCUCUACGGGCAUUGGCUAGCACACUUGAUGAAGAAGAGAUAUCUGAUCUCAAAGAUCAAUUUCAGGCCAUUGAUGUAGACAAAAAUGGUUCUAUUAGCCUUGAGGAAAUGAGACAGGCUCUUGCUAAGGAUGUUCCGUGGAAGAUGAAAGACUCGCGGGUGUUGGAGAUUUUACAAGCUAUUGACAGCAACACAGACGGGUUAGUGGAUUUCACCGAGUUUGUAGCCGCUACUCUUCAUGUUCACCAGUUAGAGGAACACAACAACGAAAAAUGGCAGAAAAUGACCAAAGCUGCCUUUGAGAAAUUCGAUGUUGAUAAAGAUGGAUAUAUAACUCCAGAUGAACUCAAACUACAUACUGGUCUAAGAGGGUCAAUAUAUCCGCUUUUAGAGGAAGCCGACGUGGACAAAGAUGGAAAGAUCAGUCUCCCGGAGUUCCGCAAGCUAUUAAGAACGUCAAGCAUGAGUUGAAAGAAUCGUCACGAGCCCUACUGCCACUUUGUUCCGCCUUUCGGCUAAUUCAUACCAUAAAGGAGAAAAACGCGGUGUUUUCUUUUACAUAAAGUUGCAAUGUUUUUUACUAUGCUCUCUUUUUUGAGCUAAAUUUUCAUGGGCUAGUAGUGAAUGAGAAAAAAAUGAGGUACUUCAUGUGAAGAUAAGAUUUAGUGUGAAUUUUUUUUUUGGCCAAAAUAUUGGGGGUGGUGUGAAUUUUUUUCCUAGUGCGUAAAAGGUGUUCUUUUUGUAGUUUGAUGAGAGUAACAACAUGUAAAUAUAUGUCUAUAUAAUGCGAAAAUUCAAUACUUAACUAUUG
Molecule: messenger RNA, 2709 nt
Organism: Helianthus annuus (common sunflower)
Lineage: Eukaryota; Viridiplantae; Streptophyta; Magnoliopsida; Asterales; Asteraceae
Product: calcium-dependent protein kinase 28
Exons: 11
Coding region: 732-2369 (545 amino acids)
Biological process (GO): protein autophosphorylation; intracellular signal transduction; peptidyl-serine phosphorylation
Cellular component (GO): nucleus; cytoplasm
Molecular function (GO): calcium-dependent protein serine/threonine kinase activity; calmodulin binding; calcium ion binding
Source: RefSeq, a predicted model, not a curated record